AUGGCGCUCAUACCGCGGCUCUUCCUGUUCUGGUUUGGCAUUUUCGGGCGAGUGUGCGCUGAUUUACAAGUUGAGUAUCCGUAUUGUUUUCGCUUCACAUGGAUUGGUCCAUAUCAAGAUAAGAGAAAUAUUGCCAGCUUGACUUGUGAACAUUUGCGUGAAGAUUUCAAAAAUGUGCCAUGUCGGCGACCGUUAGUAGCCACAGAUAAUGACGCCAUACCGGAUACUUACGAUUUGUGGCGCAAUCAUUUCAAACAACCGAACGCGUUUGGCUGCCCAAUGGUGCCUGGAGAGUCGUGCGUUAAGUACACGUACACCUACAAUAAAGGAGUUCAAAACAUCACCUAUAUGUGCGCCAAAGUGAAUGCCACAAGCGGUUGCUAUCGUCAAAAGUACAUAUCCGGCCUGGAGGUCGAAGUUUGCGUUUGCGAAUCACAAUUGGGUACAAUACCAUGUAAUCGUGCGCCGAACACCAAUCAAAUUUCUUAUUUAACUCUAUUACUUAACACUUUUCUGGGUAUUUGGCUUCUGCAUAGUUAA
Anastrepha obliqua is the source of this 540-nucleotide messenger RNA. RefSeq lists its product as uncharacterized. NCBI's taxonomy places the organism in Eukaryota, Metazoa, Arthropoda, Insecta, Diptera, Tephritidae. The transcript is spliced from 4 exons. The coding region runs from base 1 to 540 and encodes 179 amino acids. The record is from RefSeq and is a predicted model, not a curated record.